AUGAGCGAGGGAGCAGUCGAAGAAUUGGAGAGAAAGAUGCUUAGCUCAGCAGAGGCUGGAAAGUUCGAGGAGGCUGCAAAGCACAACAAGCAGUUGCUUUCGGCUCAGCUAGAUGACGAGGGGAGCGUACUGACAGCAAAUGUCAAGUUCUAUGAAGCGUUCAACAAGCGAAAUCUUCCCGCUAUGAAGAAGUGCUGGUACAAUGUGCCGUUUGCACAAUGCAUCCACCCUUACGAUGAGGAUGGCCAUCAACACACAGGCUACACUGACAUUUGCUCUUCCUUCGAGAGGGUUUUCAAGGAGUCCAAGAUGCAGACCCAGGUGUCCUUCGACAAAGUGAAGGUCAACGUGCGGGGUGGUACUGCGAUCGUGACCUGCCUGGAACGGCUCGUGGGCAAGAACUACAGGAUCACCCUGCGUGUCAGCCACAUCUUCCGGAAGAGUGCUGAUGACCGCUGGAAGAUGCUGCACAGGCAUGCGAGCAAACCGCCAGGAGAGAGUUCCGGCCUGGAAGCAGACGAGGAGAGCUUUCAGCAGUUUCAAAAGGUGAUGCGCGCCGCGCAGAACCUGGGCCUGGGUGGCAAUUCGAUCGUCAUCCGGGCACCUUUCUUCACGCCGGAGCAUGAGGGCGAGGACGACGGUCCCUUCGGCAUCGGUGGCAACAUGACCCCGGUACCAGUUGAGCAGGAUGACGAUCUGGAUGAAGGCUCGGAUUCGGACUCUGACUUGGAAAACGAGCUCUAUGUUGAUCCUGACGAAGACGAAGUGUACGAUGCUCGAGAGGCCAUUGGUGGCCUGAGGAAGCUCGAAAUCGAGGGCGUGCUAACAAGGGAGGAGAAGGUCCUCCUCCUGGCCGAGAUGAGUGACAACCCGAAGGAAAACAUGGCUGAGCGAGCUUAUACGCUUCUUCUCCGCGACGUAAACCCAGAGGACUACGAAGCUGCAUGGCAGGAUUUCGCGGAUUUGCUCUCCCUACAGGUCAAGCGACUGGACAAGGGUAAGUCAGGACGAAAACGGCAGGCAAAAGAAGGCGUCCCAGACAAAUCCUGA
Symbiodinium necroappetens is the source of this 1050-nucleotide messenger RNA. NCBI's taxonomy places the organism in Eukaryota, Dinophyceae, Suessiales, Symbiodiniaceae. The record is from the annotation of a GenBank genome assembly.